Molecule: messenger RNA, 1592 nt
Organism: Gorilla gorilla gorilla (western lowland gorilla)
Lineage: Eukaryota; Metazoa; Chordata; Mammalia; Primates; Hominidae
Gene: IL19
Product: interleukin 19
Exons: 3
Coding region: 154-777 (207 amino acids)
Source: RefSeq, a predicted model, not a curated record
CUGUAACUCCUCAAGGCUGAAGUGUUUAGUGUUGUUUUCUUGUAUUCCUCCUGGCCUGCCUUCGAGGCUGGAAAGGAGCGUCAAUCAGGGGUCUUCUUUUUCAUUGCCCUUCACUCUUGGCUGGACAGCUGACUUCCUCCCCUUUCUGCAGGCAUGAAGUUACAGUGUGUUUCCCUUUGGCUCCUGGGUACAAUAAUGAUAUUGUGCUCAGUAGAAAACCAUGGUCUCAGGAGAUGUCUGAUUUCCACAGACAUGCACCAUAUAGAAGAGAGUUUCCAAGAAAUCAAAAGAGCCAUCCAAGCUAAGGACACCUUCCCAAAUGUCACUAUCCUGUCCACAUUGGAGACUCUGCAGAUCAUUAAGCCCUUAGAUGUGUGCUGCGUGACCAAGAACCUCCUGGCGUUCUACGUGGACAGGGUGUUCAAGGAUCAUCAGGAGCCAAACCCCAAAAUCUUGAGAAAAAUCAGCAGCAUUGCCAACUCUUUCCUCUACAUGCAGAAAACUCUGCGGCAAUGUGUGAGUCACUGGGUCAGAAUUCCAGCAUCUGCUCCCCGUCUGCCCCAGGAGAGGCCAGGAAGUGCUGGCCCCCAUCGGCCUCCUGAUAUGGUGCUUGGAGUCAAAGGAAAUUCUCUGCGCAUGUCCACAGGGAGAACUGUGGAGAAUCUCUCCCAGUGGCCACUGCUUCCCCAGGGCUCCCUGCCUGCUGACAACUCCUCAGAUGGUCUCCUCCUAGAUAACCCUCCUGGGGUGACCAACUUAUGUCAACAUAUUCCUUAGUAAGAGGCAUGGCAAGGACUCCAGUUCUACUGUAAACAUACCCCUGGUUUCUUUAUUUCUGGCCCUUUGGUGUCUUUACAUCAAUAAACCUCUGGGUAGUUCCUUGGUAUGGCCUAUCCCUAAAGGUUACCUAGAAAUUCAUUGCGAUCUAUUCAAAUCCAACAUCAGAAAGAAAACCAACACAAACCAACAAAAACUUAGACCAGGAGAGAACCUGGGCUCUAGCCCCAUUCCUGCUAAUGAUUUCCUGUGAGACUUUGUGGCAAGUGACUUCACCUCUCUGUGCCUCAGAUUCUAAAAUUGUUAGAAGAGUUGAUGGCCCCUGUCCUACUCUCAUUAAUAUGAUAAUGGACUCAAAUAAAUUCACCUAACCAGUUGUUUAAUUAAUAAUUCGUUAAAAUUAAUUAUCUAAUUAAUAAUUAAUAUUUAACAAAUGUUUGUUGAGUGCCUACCCUGUGGGAUGCAGCACUCAGAGUGGUGAUAAGACAGAUAUGGUGCCUGCUUUCCUAGUGCUGACAGUCUGAUGUGUUCUAAAUGCAGAAAAAACAAAAGGCGUGGGCAGAUGCAGAUGACUCUACAGACAAGCUCUAUUCUUCCGUGGCUGCUCCCACCUGAGUUUACUCAUCUGACUCUCACUGUGGGAGGGAGGAGAAAUGUCACUUCUCAUGUGGGGAGGUAGGAGUAAGAGAGGGCCAGAGUGGAAAUGUCCUCUGAUAGGAGCUUCCUCCACUUUAUCACAGCAGGAACAGAGGCAGUGUCACUGCAGGCAGGAAGCCACCAAUGCCACCAGAGUCAUCCAUGACAACUAUGAUCAG